Messenger RNA from Paraphaeosphaeria sporulosa, 3554 nucleotides. RefSeq lists its product as uncharacterized. Gene Ontology annotation, biological process: protein phosphorylation. The record is from RefSeq and is a predicted model, not a curated record. Lineage: Eukaryota; Fungi; Ascomycota; Dothideomycetes; Pleosporales; Didymosphaeriaceae. The transcript has 2 exons. Gene Ontology annotation, molecular function: ATP binding; protein kinase activity. The coding region runs from base 129 to 3350 and encodes 1073 amino acids.
CAGCUGCCGCCCCAGCCACCGAUUUUGCCGGCACAGGACGGAGCACCGCGACAGAACUCAACCAGCCCAACUUCGCCUUCACUUCUCACCUCGAGGAGCCCAUCACCCCACCAACAGCACUGACCAUUAUGGACUUCGCCUAUUCCCCGCACCGCGACACGGGUGGGACUCUGCACCUGCCUUCACCCACCCACCACGCCUACCCCGCCCACUUCUCGUCCUCGCUGCAACAGCUGCGGCGCUCCCUCUCGCGAUCGCCCUCAAAGCCCUCGCGCUUCCACUUGCGCAUGGGCAAGGCCGACGCGCCGGGCUCUCCGAUCUCGCCGCUUGCCACGUCGCGCGCCUUUAGCCCCAAGACGUUCAAGCAGACGAGCCCCAUCGCCGCCUACACCGAGUCGCCCUUUGGAUCCCAAGGCCCGCAGACGACAAAGAAGUCAAAAUUCGCCGUGCGCCGCACACUGGGUGACCGAAUCCGGUCGUCGCCGCGCAACCGCAACACCACCACCCCGAAAAGCCCGCGUCGCGCGCUGGUUGAAUCCACCGACCGCGCAAACGCCUCGCCAUUUGUGUCGCGCUCCCUCUUCGGCGAAGAAAACAUGCCGGUGCGCAAGAACAGCAUCGAUUCCUGGGACCAGGAGGACAGCGCGCGCUUCGACAUCGACGACCAGCCGAUCAAGUUCGAGGUCUUCCGUUCGCAACCCCAAACUUCAACCACACCAGCCGUCAGCCGCUUCGCUCCGCCUCAGCCGAGUCCUCUGAAGCGCCGUGAUGGUGCAUCGGAUUUCGAAUCAGCAAGUUGCGCAACCCCAAACCCCAAGAGGCGAAGCCUGCAUGCGGGUUUGCCGACAGACUUCAAUGUUUUUGAGCAGACACCGGUGCCCAAACACAGCGCCGAAGAAUCCUACACCCCCCAACAGGAACCCGAGCCUUUUAGCUUGUUUUCGACACCCGCAGCAAACACGAACUCAACGAGCUUGUUUCAUACGCCUGCGCCAAACAUGAACUCAGCGAGCCUGUUUAGCACGCCUGCUCCAAACAUGAACUCUCCUGCGCGUAGGAACACUUCAAUACGACGAGCCGUUUCUCAGCGAACUCCCGCAGGAUCACCGCGGCCAAAACCGUCCAUGGACGGCGAGUUUAUGAAGCCUGGACUGGCCGCAUCAAAAACCCGCCCUCAACGGGCUUCGUUGGACGGAUUUAACUUCUCAAGCCCCGUCAGUGGAGAUUCGGUCUUUGGCCGCUCGACAACGCAGCCUUUCAUGCGUAGUGGAGCUAGCAACCCGCAACGACAUCCACUGGCGACUACCGUAACCGCCUCUGCUUCCUCAAGUGUCGCGGGCGAUUCCCCGAUCGCUAUGCCAGUGCCCCCUACACCGGGUCCACGGAAUCCCUUCACCCAAUCGCUGCCUCUGGGAGCCAUGCGCCCACAGGAAUCCAGCGACGGAUCUUUUGGCACACCACUGCCGUAUCGACCUGCCGAGACAAACAUCUUUGCCCGAUCGACCGGCGGACUUCUGUCGAAGAAGAGUCGCGACGUGGAGUCGCCAAAGGCUGACAAGUAUCAACUCCCGGAGACACCAUCAAAGCGGCACUCCUUUCCUCCUCCAUGCGGUGCGGAAUCGCCUCUCUCACAAAGCUUCCGGACAAGCUUCCGGGAUAAAAUCCAGCAGCAACAACAACCUGUUUUCGGGACGCCUAGCAGUCAUGCCUCGAAGCUGUCUUUCAGUUCCAUGUUCGGCAACCAGGAUACUGUCUCCCAGCGGAGAGGAAGCCACGUGAGCCUCGACGGCCUCGAUGACGAUGCCUCAGUCUCACCAACUGCCAACCGGAUGACAGACAGCCAGUCCAGUGUCGACGAUAUGCCACCGACACCAACAAAGAAUGGAGACUCAUAUGGACGUCGCUCCGGCCGCUCUAGUCUCCGCCGGUCGACCUUCAAGAGACCAGUGACCAGGGGAAGCAUUGGAACAGACACCUUCACAGCACCAGAGACCUCCACAACUCCCCGGAUCGACACUGCACCACUCUUCCGCCACAGCAUAAGCGGUACUUCUCCACAUACCCCCAUUGGGAAUGAGUCAUCUACCGUGCCAGACCCCAGCAAACUCAGCAUCUCUGGCAAUCGCCCCGGUACGUUGCUCUUUGGAAGCAGUUUCGGAAGCGAUUGUAGCAACUCAUUCCCACCAAUGACCCCCACAACACCGCGCGAUCACUCAGCGUUGUUCUCACGUAAUCACACAGCAAUUCCCAUCGGACUGCCGAAAAAUGAUGUGGAUGAAUCGUUGGCCGCUCGUUUCGGGCACGUAGAGGUGCUUGAGGGUGCCAAAGGUGAAUUUUCGCAGAUGUUCAAAGUCAGCCAGCCGUUGAACCAUGGUGUCAACUCGCCCUUCUCAAGGAGCACCCUGUGCUCGGUCGUGAAGAAGACGAAGAAGGCAAUGCUAGGUCCACUCGACCGAAAAAAGAAGCUUCAGGAAGUCGAGGUUCUCAUGGCUCUCCGCGGGAACGAUCACAUUGUCGCCUACAAAGAUCAUUGGGAGCAUAGCCAGCAUCUCUACAUUGAGACAGAGUAUUGUGACAACGGCAAUUUGAAGGACUUCUUGACUAAGGGUCGCCUUGACGAUUUCAGGAUCUGGAAGAUACUACUGGAUCUAUCGUUGGGCCUAAAGUUUAUCCACGACAGCAACUUCAUUCAUCUUGACUUGAAGCCUGCCAACAUACUGAUUGACUUUGGCGGUUGGCUCAAGAUCGCUGAUUUCGGGCUCGCUACUCCUUGGCCCGCCCAGAAAGGCAUCGACGGCGAAGGCGAUCGGGCUUAUCUCUCACCGGAAGCACUUCACGGUCGUUUCGACAAGCCAUCCGACAUAUAUGCUCUUGGUCUGAUCAUGUCAGAGAUCGCUGGCGAUUGCGACAUGCCGCAAUUCGGCGACUCUUGGCAGAAGCUUCGAUCUGGAGAAUUUUCCGUCCUUCCGAGCCUGAGCUGGAGUACCCAGAGCACCCUCAGCCGAGAUGAGAAUGGCGACCCAAUCGAGUCGGCUGCCCAGGCCUAUGUCGACUCAACUGGUUACCUCACCCAAGAACUGCAGGACGAGGUGACAAAAGCCCCCAGGUUCAUGACUGACCGUGAGGAUCCCAAUUCCAUGGACGUGGUCGCAAGAGCAAUGAUAAAGUACGAUGCCGCGGAUCGUCCAACUGCCGAAGCUGUCUCUAUGGCAUUUGGUUGCCAAUGGGUGGCGAACAGGCGAUCCGCUGGUGCGACCAUUUACGAGGGAAACUUUGGACCGUCCGAAGACACCUUCGGUGGCUACGACCCGAUGAUCACCGACAAUGCCGACGCUAUGGACAUGAGCUAGCUCUGUUCCCGAUAUGCCUACUCGUCGUCAAUAUGGCAGCGCCUGACAUUGGAGUGACAUUGGACGCAGGUCGGCCCAAUGAACACUGUUCUUGCGAAUUGUGGAUAUCCACAAGCUGCUGUACAAUUUUCUGCGCAAAGGAUCGUCCCGAUGUUCGAUUAGUUAUACCUCAGCAUAACUCCCCUGGACCUCAACCCCGACGCU